Messenger RNA from Thecamonas trahens ATCC 50062, 1321 nucleotides. RefSeq names its product cobalamin synthesis protein/P47K. The transcript has a single exon. The record is from RefSeq and is a predicted model, not a curated record. Bases 9 to 1310 code for a protein of 433 amino acids. NCBI's taxonomy places the organism in Eukaryota, Apusomonadida, Apusomonadidae.
CUCACUCAAUGCAGGAUUCUCGCAUUCCCGUCACGGUGCUCUCGGGCUUCCUCGGCGCCGGCAAGACGACGACGCUCAACAAUCUGCUGUCCAACACCACCGGGACCAAGCUGGCGGUCAUUGUCAACGACAUGUCCGAGGUCAACAUCGAUGCGGCGCUCGUCACUCGCUCGACUGAGAAGAUGGUCAACCUCUCGAACGGGUGCAUCUGCUGCACGCUCCGCGGCGACCUGCUCGAAUCGAUUGCCGCUCUUGUGGCGCCCGGCGCGCCGGCCAUCGACGGCAUCGUCAUCGAGUCGACCGGCAUUGGCGAGCCGUUGCCGGUGGCGCAGACGCUCUCGCUCACCCCCGAGGAGCUCGGCGACGAGUCCCUCACCUCGGUUGCCAACCACGUCCCCGUCGACACCAUGGUGACCGUCAUCGACGGCCCGGGCCUCCUCGCCCGCAUGGCGUCGGGCGAGGAUCUCGCCAGCCUCGCCAUGGCCGCCGGCGAAGACGACGACCGCACCCUCGCCAACCUCCUAGUCGACCAGAUCGAGUUUGCCGACGUCAUCCUCGUCAACAAGGCCGACGUGGCCUCCGAGUCCGAGAUCGCCGCCAUCACCACUCUCAUCCGCCAGCUCAACCGCAACGCCAAGGUUGUGCCCACCAUCCGCGGCAACGUCCCACCGGCAACCAUCGUCAACACCGGGCUCUUUGAUCUCGAUGCCGCAGAGUCUGGCGCAGGCUGGCUUCAGGAGCUCCUCGGCGUUCACACGCCCGAGUCUGAAGAGUACGGCAUCAAGUCGUUUGUCUUUCGCGCCCUCCGUCCCUUCUACUCGGAUCGGUUCCAUGAGUAUGUGGCGGCCGAAGGCAGCACGCUCGGCGACGCAGUCGUUCGCGCCAAGGGCUUUGUCUGGCUCGCCACUCGUCACGAUCUGCAGUUUAUCUUCCAGAAGGCUGGCACCAUGUGCUCGUUCGAGCCGGCUCGCCCGUGGUGGAUCAACAUCCCGCGCAGCGAGUGGCCCGACGACCCCACCAUCGUCGAGUCGAUUCAGAAGGAGUGGGAUCCCAAGUGGGGCGAUCGCGCUACCGAGCUCGUCUUUAUCGGCAUGGACAUGGACGAGGCUGCCAUCCGCCGCGAUCUCGAAUCUUGCCUCCUCUCGCCCGAGGACAUGGCCGCUGGUCCCGAGCACUGGGCUCGGACCAUCGAGGAUCCGUUCGACUUUGGCGAAGAGGAAGAGGAGGACAUGGACGAAGAGGACGAAGAUCACGCGCAUCAUGCGCACCACGCGCACCACGCGCACCACGCCCACCACGCCCACGCAUAAAACAGCUUUAC